AUGGGGCUCCUGCAAAGGGCCCUGGCGCAGGAUGGGCAGCAGCUGCCUUCAAGGAAAACCCAGGAAAUAAGCCAUAUUAACUCGGAUAUGCGACCUCAUGGUCGGAACGAGGAAGGCUGUCGAACAAGCUCCACGAGUACCACGGGCUACUUUGCUCACAAUUGUCUCUGGAUGAGCGAAAUCGUCUUGAAUGUGGUCAUCUAUGGUCACAUCCACACGGCCGGCCUUCGGUCUGCAUUCAGCGCACAAGAAGCAAACCACGGGACUUCGAGCGGGGUCCCCAACGACUCCUCCAAUCCAUUGUCCAUCUCGAACUUGAUCACCUUUCACAAACCGUGGAGGCGCCCUGGGACGUCUGAAUCCCCUAGGUCGUACCACGCUUCACUGGCGAUAACGCCCUGCACUGAUCUUUUGAAAUGGGCUCAUGUGACCUACGCUCACGACUAUUCUAUGCGGCCGUCUUUGCCCCAGGUGCAACCUGCCCGAUGUCUACUAGUACUUCAACAUCCAUCGCUCGGACUAGGACAAAAAUAUCCAGAACCUCCAAAGGACGUACUCCGACAGGUCAUCGGACUCUUGGUGACCCUCUUCUAA
Messenger RNA from Coprinopsis cinerea okayama7#130, 594 nucleotides. RefSeq lists its product as hypothetical. The record is from RefSeq and is a predicted model, not a curated record. NCBI's taxonomy places the organism in Eukaryota, Fungi, Basidiomycota, Agaricomycetes, Agaricales, Psathyrellaceae. The transcript has 3 exons. The coding region runs from base 1 to 594 and encodes 197 amino acids.